Aegilops tauschii subsp. strangulata is the source of this 729-nucleotide messenger RNA. Its product is annotated as cell number regulator 10. The record is from RefSeq and is a predicted model, not a curated record. NCBI's taxonomy places the organism in Eukaryota, Viridiplantae, Streptophyta, Magnoliopsida, Poales, Poaceae.
AUUCCCGGCACCACAGCUAGCCAGAUACAUCAUCAACACACAAAGACCUCAUCACAUCUUUCCAGUUCACCGGCCGUUAUGGAGAUGAAGCCCGCCGCGCAGCCGGUCACCGGCGUCCCCGUCGGCGCGGCGCCGGCCGCCUGGUCCUCCGGCCUCUUCGACUGCUUCGACGACUGCGGCCUCUGCUGCGUGACCUACUGGUGCCCGUGCAUCACCUUCGGCAAGGUGGCGGAGAUCGUGGACAGGGGCUCCACGUCGUGCGGCACCAGCGGCGCGCUGUACGCGCUCCUGUGCUCGCUCACGGGCUGCCAGUGGAUCUACUCGUGCACCUACCGCUCCAAGAUGCGCGCCCAGUACGCGCUCCCGGACGCGCCCUGCUGCGACUGCUGCGUCCACUUCUGCUGCGAGCCAUGCGCGCUCGUGCAGCAGUACAAGGAGCUCAAGGCCCGCGGCUACGACCCCGAGAUCGGCUGGCACCUCAACAUGGAGCGCCGCGCCGGCGCCGGCGCCGUCAACCCGCCGGGCGUUCAGGAGAUGGGCCGCUAGCUGGCUAGCUGCUCGAACUCAGCUGCUGCUUUAUUAUUGCCAUUUCUGUUUGCGUCUUUUAUGUUUGAUAAAUUGUUGAUAUAUUGUAUUAGUACGUAGUAACUUGUGUGAGUAUGUUGGAUAGUGAUGUGAUGACUUGAUGUUUUGCUCUUGCAACUUCAAUAAUGUUUUGGUUUGCUAUAA